GCAACCACUGCUCCGUAACCAGAAGUAAAACUCCGGCUCGUGAGAUCGGAAGUGUUGUGUGGUUGUUUGCUAUUAGAUUUCACACAGCAUUGGAAAAAUGGUUUAAACCUAUCCUUCCUGCUUAGGAUUACUGAAAAAGUGUGUAUAUUUCAAAACAGUGUCACCAAGCGUGUCACGAUGAUUUCAGCAACAACUUUUCAUUGCUGAUAGCAGCGAUUAUUGCUUGAAAUUAAAUGCUUGCAGAGUGGGGCUGGCCUCUGUAUUUAGCAAGUUUAAAUAAAAAAAAUGCUGCCUGAAAAAAAAAACGAGUGUGUUGGUGAGAAGCGAGAGCACAAACAGGAAUGGCAGUGCAAAUGCAUUACAACAUUAUACUGGUAGUUGCCCUCCGCAUUAUUUGUGACUGCUCACCCACGCCAAAUUAACAAAAAAAAACAUUGUAAACUCUGGUUCGAGCUUUACAAUUUAAAAUAAACGAUAAGUAAACUAUAAUUUUCAUGUAAAAACAACAAUCUGCAAGGGAAAGAUAUUUGAAUAAUUCCGUGUACGUGUCUUUAAGUGAAAUGCUAGUCUCGAACAGAGCACUUAAGUGUUGGUAAUCAGUGGUCAUGCAAUGAAAGAAGUUUGAAGUUGUGUUGACCUGUUUGUGCCGAAAUUGAGAAACCAAGUAAUAUUGAGUAGUAUGCAUCCAGCAAGCAGUGAUUUAUGAACUACUUUUGAUAGUGUAGUGUUCGUGUGUUUUAGUGCUUCUAUUUAAUAUCACAUUCUCGUUUAUACGCCAUGUGUGAAACCUCAAUUACCGUGUUUUACUGUGUAUUAGUUGUAAACAAAUAUAGGAACCUCAUGUCAAUAUAGUGAUGAAUCAUUGAUUAUACGCAUUCUACAACUGAUAGCAUAGUAUACGUGAUACACUUCCGAAAAAGUUAAAGUUAUGUUACAAUUGCAUGUUAAAUCGAAGGCUUAAUCAGAAAAUCAAUGCAAAAAAUGCAUAAGUGCAGAAAAUCUGCAUUGCAAUAAACCAUCUAUGAAUACGCGUAUGCUCAAAUCGGAAUAAAAUGGCUGACUUGAUGAUGCAUCAUUCAUCGGGUGGAAAACCAGCUAGAGAGCCAGUGGAAAAGUAGAAACAAAAUUGAUCAUCCUUUAAAUAUUAGUUGGGAGAAAGAACAAAUAAACAAAUAAACACAACCCAAAACUGCAGACAAUUCAAAGGGAUUAGCUCUCUGUAAUUCCAAUAAAACCCGGCAUCGUUGAACUAUGGAUGAUGAAAUCCUUAAGACAGUAGAAUCUAUGCUUGGCACAAAUAUUCAGGUGGUUGAUUGCGAGAAAACUCAAACUGUUAGUGAGGAAGAAGUUCUACUUGUAAAUGGCGUUCCCGUUACUCUAGAAGGAUCUGACGGUAAUGCCAUUAAAAAGGCAUUAAUUGCCGGUGAAAUACCUUCGUGUGAUGUGCUCAAUAAGUUACUAUUUCGAGCUGGGGUUUUGCGGCAGCCUGUCCAACUAGAAACAUCUUUAAGUGUAAAAACAAGUACUGUAACAACUGAAGACAUUACUAUCGCUCGAAAUGGUCGAAUAUUGGAUGAAAGAUCUUGCGAGACAAAGGAAAAUAACUAUUACACCAGCACUUCCAAUGAAAUUUGGGAACCGGUCAAUAGACUCAAGAAAAGAAAGCAACCGGAAAUCAUUGACGAACAUACCGUUGACGAUAUGCUCUCCAAUCAGCUUAAAAGCGAAUUGUACUUAAUGGAAAACGAAUCAUCCUGUCGAAACGUACCUUCCCAUCCUACGCGCCAAAACUCAAUGUGCACAGAAUCUUCCACGUCGUCAUCUGCUGAGUCCAAUUAUUCAUCUCGACCAGUGAGCAAUGUAUCAAACAAUUCUGAUGACAAUUUUAUUUGUCAAAUUACACCCGAGCAUUUGAGGGUUAACAAUAAAAGCAGAUCAUGCACCAAACUAUCGUCAAACAAGCAAAGUAUUAGCUGUGAUUCAGGAAACGCCGAAGUAACGUUGACCACAAUACAUAGCAGUGAUAAAGGAGGUAGUCAUGAGUAUUACUCCUUGAAUGAAAUUUCAAAAACCAACACUAGUAAUUCCAUACAGACGGAUUCAUCUUUCGGGUGCGACUUAUCAUCAUCCGCAUCAUUCCAAGACGUACCAGAUAUUGCGGGAAUUUCACGGAUUGAAUACUAUAUAUGUCCAGCUCAACAAAAAAAGCACAACCGCACCACGCUUCGCAAACCGCAGAGACGCGAGCUCAAGAAUAAUGAUGCCAGUAGUGGGAGUUCUUCAGAAGUUUCAAGUCUUAACGACGAUAAUUGUCUGGUGUAUCGUGAUGGUAAUUUGAUUUCCGGAACACUUGAGACACUUUUGAAGCACAUGGUUCCAACAGAUGACUAUUACCCAGAACAAUCAUAUCUCUUCGCAUUUCUUCUAAGCGCACGAUUGUUCGUUAAACCGCACGAGCUCUUACAACAAGUAUGUGAUAUUUGCCACCAGCAGCAGCAACUGAACGUGUAUUUGAACAAUAACAACAACGGGAUUUCCAAUCAGGUACCUACAGUUGUUUUUAUUUCGGAAUCUUGUUAUUACGGUACCAGGUAGAUUAUAAUUGGUUCC
Messenger RNA from Wyeomyia smithii (pitcher-plant mosquito), 2610 nucleotides. RefSeq lists its product as uncharacterized. The transcript is spliced from 5 exons. Lineage: Eukaryota; Metazoa; Arthropoda; Insecta; Diptera; Culicidae. The record is from RefSeq and is a predicted model, not a curated record. The coding region runs from base 1252 to 2595 and encodes 447 amino acids.